ACAAAAUCUGGUUUUGUAUUGUUAGGGUAUAUUGUUGUGAGUGUAUAACCAAUACACAUCAUGGGGCGCCGUACUACAAACACCACUAAAGGUGGGAAGUUUAUGAACCCAACAGAUCAAGCGCGUAAAGAGGCGCGUCGACGGGAACUCAAGAAAAACAAGAAACAAAGAAUCGCUGUUAGACAAGCAGUGAUUAAAACUAAAAAUCCUCAGCAGAUGAUACGUGAGCUAGAAGAAUUAGAUGACAUGGAAUUAAACCCAAUAAAUGAGCCCACUUAUAAUGAUAAAGUUGUUAAAGAUAAACGUCGGAAGUUGCUUGAGAAUUUGAUUCGAAUUGUUGACUUUUAUUUUAAAGAAGAUGCAAACAAAGGAAGAGAAUACAAAGGGUUUCUUGAAACAUAUAAAUUUAGUCGACUGAAGAAAGAAAAGUACUAUGAGUCUGUGAAAAACGCUGAAGAAGUGGAAAUAACAGCAAUCCCUUUGCCCGAUAGCCUUCCACAGGAAGCACCCCAGUUAACGGACAUACCGUUACCUGGUAUGAUGCCAAGCGGAAUAUUAAAAAAGAUCCCACCAGGUCCACCAAUAGGAUUACCGCCCAUUCCUCCAGUGAAAAAACUACCCCCCGGACCCCCUCCUGGCAUGCCACCAAGGCAUAAAGUUUUUAUAAGAAGCGGGAGACCUUCGGGACCGAGUUCUUCCUUCCAUGCUUCAACAUCUUCAAAGCGGGUUGAUGAUAGGGAUGCGUAUGAUCCAGAAGAUGGGAUUGACACAUUUGAUAAAGAUGCAAAGCAGCCUCAUCCUGAUGAGGAUGAUGAUGAUGAUGAUGAAUUUCAUCACCGAGAUGAUGAUGAUGUGGGAGUGGAUGAGGAGCUUCAUGCUCGUCGUCGAUCUGUCAGGUUUGCUGAUGAUGAUGAUGAAACUUUCAAACCAAAAGAUCUUGCUCCACCAAGCAACGUAACUCCACUGCAAGCAAUGAUGUUGAAACUGGCGGGACAAACCAUCCCAGUUCCUCCCAACAAGGAAGAUGCAGAAGAAGAUGACAAUGAUUUUAACCAGGGUGAUGGCAAUGAAAGAUCAUACAACCGUAAAGCACCACCUGGUCCCCCACCUGGCAUGCCACCCGGCCCACCCCCAGGGAUGCCUCCCAGUAUUAUGAACCAACACCGACCAAACAUGAUGCAUCCACCACACAUGCAGCAGAACAUACACACACAAAACAAUAUGAUUGAUACAAACAAACAUGGGAUGAUGCAGAACCCCAACAUACUCAGUGCUCCACCAAGUUUAAUACACAGGCCUGCUCAGAAAGACAUGUCUUCACCUCAUGUUGCCACAAUUGUUGCAAAACCGCAACUGACCAGUAAUCCAAAGGAAGAGAGCACGAGGUUCAUGCCUACCACGCUUAGAAUCAGACGGGAAGUAACUGGAAAACUUGCUCAUAAGCGCGAAGAGCCAUCUGUGUCCAAUCAAUCCAAGCAGAAAAUUGAGAAGAAAAAGAAGACUGCAAAAGCUACAGCGGAUGUGGCUUAUGAUUCCUUUAUGAAAGAGAUGCAAGGAUUGCUGUAAAACUUUGUACAAACUGCCUGUAGUUAAAAACUGUGGUAUUAUUUCUUGAAAAAAUUAAUGGUUUAAAACAUUGGCCGUUCAUUAUCAUACAAACAUUUUUUACAUUUUCUGAAUCUGAAACUUGGGUCAACUUUUUUCAUUUAUUUUUAUCACCAUGGUAUCUGAUCGAUUGGUUAUUGUUGUGUUGUAUAUAUAAAUGCCAGAUGUUUCCUAAUCUUAAUGCGAAAUUGUGUCAUUUUAG
Ciona intestinalis (vase tunicate) is the source of this 1807-nucleotide messenger RNA. RefSeq names its product WW domain-binding protein 11. The record is from RefSeq and is a predicted model, not a curated record. Gene Ontology annotation, cellular component: spliceosomal complex. Gene Ontology annotation, biological process: RNA processing. Lineage: Eukaryota; Metazoa; Chordata; Ascidiacea; Phlebobranchia; Cionidae.